This is a messenger RNA of Piliocolobus tephrosceles (Ugandan red Colobus), 914 nucleotides long. It is a transcript of the gene RPL22, whose product is annotated as ribosomal protein L22. Gene Ontology annotation, biological process: cytoplasmic translation. NCBI's taxonomy places the organism in Eukaryota, Metazoa, Chordata, Mammalia, Primates, Cercopithecidae. Gene Ontology annotation, cellular component: ribosome. Gene Ontology annotation, molecular function: RNA binding; structural constituent of ribosome. Bases 70 to 456 code for a protein of 128 amino acids. The record is from RefSeq and is a predicted model, not a curated record. The transcript has 4 exons.
GCCUUGCGCGCUGCGGGCUCUUUGCGUCUGCGUAGUUCGCUCACCUCCCUUUCUAACUCCGCUGCGGCCAUGGCUCCAGUGAAAAAACUUGUGGCGAAGGGGGGCAAAAAAAAGAAGCAGGUUCUGAAGUUCACUCUUGAUUGCACCCACCCUGUAGAAGAUGGAAUCAUGGAUGCUGCCAAUUUUGAGCAGUUUUUGCAAGAAAGGAUCAAAGUGAAUGGAAAAGCUGGGAACCUUGGUGGAGGGGUGGUGACCAUCGAAAGGAGCAAGAGCAAGAUCACCGUGACAUCUGAGGUGCCUUUCUCCAAAAGGUAUUUGAAAUAUCUCACCAAAAAAUAUUUGAAGAAGAAUAAUCUACGUGACUGGUUGCGCGUAGUUGCUAACAGCAAAGAGAGUUACGAAUUACGUUACUUCCAGAUUAACCAGGAUGAAGAAGAGGAGGAAGAUGAGGAUUAAAUUUCAUUUAUCCGGAAUAUUUUGUAUGAGUUCUUGAAUAAAACUUGGGAACCAAAAUGGUGGUUUAUCCUUGUAUCUCUGCAGUGUGGAUUGAACAGAAAAUUGGAAAUCAUAGUCAAAGGGCUUCUCUUGGUUCGCCACUCACUUAUUUGUAACUUGACUUCUUUUUUUCUGCUUAAAAAUUUCAAUUCUCGUGGUAAUACCAGAGUAGAAGGAGAGGGUGACUUUACGGAACUGACAGCCAUUGGGGAGGCAGAUGCCGGUGUGGAGGUGUGGGCUGAAGGUAGUGACUGUUUGAUUUUAAAAAGUGUGACUGUCAGUUGUAUCUGUUGCUUUUCUCAAACAAUGAUUCAGGGAUACAAGUGGGCUCCUCUCGUUCAUUAAAAGAAAACGUGACAUCUUUCUAAGAUUCUCUGUGGGAAAAUGACAGUGUCAAUAAAAUGCGGGUUUCUGGGCCA